UCCAUACAUCUCCACCAAUAGGAUGAUAGCACAGACAUCCAUCACUCCCUUCGUCGCUGCCUCACCUGUCUCCACGUACCAGGUCCAGAAUACAUCCUGGAUGCCUCAUCAACAGUAUGUUAUGCAACCUACUGUUGCUGUGAUAACCCCAGCUAUGGACCUCUCCAUGCCCAUGCAGCCCUCCAGUAUGAUGGGUCCUAUAACACAGCAGAUGAACCACAUGUCCCUGGGAAACACAGGGACCCAGUACAUGUCUGCAGCAGCUGCUCCAAUGCAAGGAGCCUACAUUCCUCAGUACCCUGCAGUGCCUGCCUCCGCCCUCACAGUGGACGCAGUGGUGACAGAGGACUCGCCCCAGACUGUACCCCCCUCCUCACAGGACCCUAACGGACAGCCACCCCUGGACAGCGACUCAGCUGCCUACUCCUACCAACAGACUAAAUAACAGGAGGAUGACGAGCGAUGUGUUUCCGGUAACUGCAUUGCCUUGAGACAGCGGCUGCACUGAAGCACUGGAGGGAUGGAGGGAGGAAAAAUACUGGAUGACUAAAAGGAGGACUAAGAGAGAUCGUUUUAUCUUUGCACAGGCAUCAAAAAAAGACUUUGUUUUAUCUGUCCAGAGAGAGAGAGAGAGAGAGA
Messenger RNA from Oncorhynchus gorbuscha (pink salmon), 639 nucleotides. RefSeq names its product RNA-binding motif, single-stranded-interacting protein 3-like. The transcript is spliced from 6 exons. Bases 23 to 445 code for a protein of 140 amino acids. The record is from RefSeq and is a predicted model, not a curated record. NCBI's taxonomy places the organism in Eukaryota, Metazoa, Chordata, Actinopteri, Salmoniformes, Salmonidae.